Messenger RNA from Fusarium mangiferae, 2385 nucleotides. RefSeq lists its product as uncharacterized. The record is from RefSeq and is a predicted model, not a curated record. The transcript is spliced from 6 exons. The coding region runs from base 1 to 2385 and encodes 794 amino acids. NCBI's taxonomy places the organism in Eukaryota, Fungi, Ascomycota, Sordariomycetes, Hypocreales, Nectriaceae.
AUGACACAAUUAAGCCAUUCUAAUGUGUGGUGCGCUAUUUGUGGAGGUCCAGUCGCUUCAUACAACAUUACAUCGCAUUACAACCGCCCAAAGGACUGUUUCAAAUAUGAUUCAGAAGUAAUCGACCCAGCUGACGUCGAGUGGACAAAUCGAUCCCAAGUUUUGGGCUACAAUCCUUCAGCUGCAGAAAAGUCAAAGUUCUAUGUAUCUGCACCAGCUAGAGUUUAUCGGUUCUUGACCUUAUCUUCUGAAGUGCAGCGAGAUCCCACCCUUGAGGGUAUGGACGUGAGUUCUUUGAGGGUCUACAAGAACGAGAAGUAUCCUGAACGAGUGAUUCCCUUCCAUCCGGAAUGCUACGAGACCUUGGCAUGGUAUUUGACUGGAACUUUUGACAAUACUAAUAUCAACAAGGGCGCACUCUAUAGAGCCUUGGACCGAUUCUCGGUUGUCAGGAAGAUCCGACCACUUGAGUUAAGGUGUCUUUCACUUGAUUAUGGGGAUGUCAAUGAAGCUCAAGGUUGGUACUGGAUAUGCAUUCCUGGGAGAGAAUAUACAGUAUCCAGCCCGCAGUACAGAACUGAACUGAAAGAUGAGAUCGCUUCUUUCAUUUCAGGUUCUCUCUUCAACAGCAGGGCUCUUCAGUUCUGCCAUGAAGCUAAGUCAGGGUCAAACCCAUUGGCAGCUCUUCCCGAAACAGUGGUAUUCACAAUCUCGGAAUUCUUGGACAACACAAGUCUCCUGAAUCUCUUAUGCGCCUCGUGGGCGACAUUCUUGAGUCUGAAGGACCAUGCUUCUUUCUGGAAGCGGCGAAUAGUAACCCAUUUGCCCUACUUUUUUGAGCUACACGAAUGCUUGAGAGAAGAGUCUCAAACUUUGCAGGGCAGGGACUUGAGGAAGGUUUUCCUAUGGGCUGAGUAUGCUUCAAGGCCACGGCCGGGAGUCGCGAAACUCAUGUUCUCAAUCGCCAAUCGUCGAAGAAUUUGGAACGUUUGUUGCAUCAUAUACAAAGCUUUCAAAAGUGGCCCUCAGGUACUGGGCGAUACUCGAGAGCCAGGCUUGUACUUCAGGUCAGCCAAUUUCUUGCGAGGCUGGCACGAGCUCCUGCGUCCGUGGACACUCGCCCUGUUUUGGAACUCGGAGGGGGAUUUAUCAGCUAUAUCUAUCAGCUUUGGGGAAGACCAUAGGAUCUUCGGACAUAAACCGCAGGAAAAAGGCUCAUAUCAGACAACAGGAUCUUUCCCAGCCGGUGUCUGGAUCAAAGGCUUUGUCUUCCAUAUCUAUGCUUCAUCUAUCCUUAGACCGUGGCAGGCUUGUUCUUGGAACUAUUCGUCGUGCAGAGGUGUUACAGUAUAUCUCACCGAUGGCUCGGAGCACACGUAUGGCCAAGACGGCCCGCAUCUAUUCAGAUUGCCCUUCGCUGUUGCAGAGAAUAUGACCAUAAUGGGUAUCAAAGGCACUCUCACAGCGCAUAAAAGAUACGGUGUUGACCCUUUUAUCGAGAAAGUGUGGCUUUUGCAAGCCCGCACCGACGGCGGAGAAAGGCCCUCGGAACUCCCCAAAGCCAGAUCCCAGGAGGGUUCCUGUUGGAAUGCGAAAACCUACAUGUUCAAAAGCAUGCUCGCGCCUGACUCCGAUAUGAGAUUACAGAUGUGUAAAGGUCGCAUUCGGUAUAGUGGGCGUUGGCACAGUCUUGUUCCCCUGAACACCCUCAUUCUCGCUGAUGAUACCGACCAACUAUCCAAAAUUCGCAGCAUUUCUGCAUACCUUAUACGAGACAAGUGUAGCCUUAGUGGCUGGGGAGCUCACAGCUGUGAUGUAGGCAACUUGCGCCUUGCAACUAAUAGGGAUACUCGCUACUUACGAGACCGGGAUGACGACGGAUCGAUCUGGCCCGAGCAACGCUGGGAUACAUUCAAAAUUGAUGGGCAAGGCGGUGAGAGGAUUGGAGAUGUUAAAAUCUAUCACGGCCCUUAUCAUGAUACAGCGCCUAAAGCAAUCGAGAUCCAUACGAACUGGGGCCGCUCUGUGCUAUGGGGAGUGGACAUGAAACGGGAUGAAGAAGGGGGAGAAACGAAUGAGCAUGCUCGUCUUCCAAUAGGGCAUCCUACCUGUCUCCGUGCAGAGAAGGGGUUUGCUAUCAUUGGAUUAGUGAUGGGAUGCGGAAAAGCUUUUGGUCGCUGGCACUCAGACAAUGAAGUCGCUGACCCUCACUGGGAGCGCGAUCGACGUAUGAUCGGCAAAGAUCAUAUGGAUGAGGAGGAUGUCAGGGGACCUUGGACCAAGGAACAGUAUGAUAGGCGCAAUGAGUCGACUAUACAUACAGGCAUGAGUAAGUUUGGCAUCAUCACGAAAAGGAUCACAGAUAGUCCCGGGCAAGGUAUCUAG